Messenger RNA from Ylistrum balloti, 5488 nucleotides. RefSeq names its product serine-rich adhesin for platelets-like. The coding region runs from base 37 to 2754 and encodes 905 amino acids. Lineage: Eukaryota; Metazoa; Mollusca; Bivalvia; Pectinida; Pectinidae. The record is from RefSeq and is a predicted model, not a curated record. The transcript is spliced from 15 exons.
AACUUUGCAAGCAUGACCUGACGUCAAUGUGUGCCCAUGGAUAGUUAUCCAAAUGGAGAUGUCCCUGUCUUGGUAAAUGGGAUUGGGACAACAGUAACAACCCGUACAACCAGAACAGAGGUCAGAGACAUUCUAUUACCUCCCUUUACUUCUAAUGUAGGUAGUAGUAACACUUCAUUGAUAUCCAAGACAGCUCUCAUGACUGCUAUCACCAGUGUUUACAAUACUGAGACCACACCCCUACCAGCUGCCUCAAACACUACAGAUGGAACAACUAAAGGAAAGGAACACCAUCCCAACUGCGACACUGCUAGUACCACCAACACAGCCUUACCUUCUCUUUGGUCUGUGCAUGGUUAUACAAAUAUUAAUGCUGGAAACACAACUUUUUCAGUCUCUAAUACUUCCGAUAUUGUCAGCAUGACAACAGCUGCAACUUCAACCUCAACCUCUGAACACAUGUCGCCUUCAAGUACAACACCAACUGUAACGUCAUCAGAUUUGUCGGAAGUGAUCACAAUCGAUGCGAAUCUAAUGAGGAUUAAAGAGGAGGUCAUGGAUGAAGAGGAUAAUACAAAUGAGACUAGUAACAACCUUAUGGAGAAUACUGACUGGUUCCUGGAUCAGGUUAAAGAUGGCUACAAGGAAUGUAAUGUACACCAGAUGGACAUGUUGGAACAGAAUCUUGUCUGCCUUUCAUGUCAAAAAUUAAUAUGUGCUCUGUGUUUACGAGACUUCCACUGUGGACAUGACAUCAUCUCCAUCUCUAAACUAAAGGAAUGCCGUAAUGUCAGGAGUGCUUUGGAAGAUGAUGUUUCAACCCUUCAGCUGCUUCAACAAACUUUCAAAACAGAAUUUGAGGACAAACAGGAAUUAAAAAAACUAAUAGAGCAAUCAGCAGCAUCUUUACUGAAGAAUGUUGAUACUGCCUUUGACCAGCUGCUGACAAUAGUAGAAAACAAGAGAACAGAAAUAAAGAAACAUAUAUGUGAUUUUGAGAAGCAGAAUGUGAACGACCUGUGUAAGGACCUAGAAAGAAUCAAAGCAAUUGAGCAGGAAGCAACAUUAAUGAUACGGAGAGUCAUGGUGUUCUUCACCAAGUUUGACAUUGUCGAAGCAAGGAGUCUACCCAUCAUGUUAUCAGAGGUGAUGUCAAGAUGUAAAGAGUUUCGAUUCAAUCGGCGAUCUAAUGAACAGAGGGAAAAAUGUCUUCCACAAAAGAAAUUUUCAAAUAUUUUACCAUCGCUACUGGCUGUAACCAACAUCUGUAAAACUUUACACCCUGAAGCAACAAAAGUGGUUUGGUCCAAGAUCACCCCAGAGAAACGCAAUGGAGACUCAGAUGCUACUUCGAAAGCUGCGUGUGAGGACAUGAAAGAUCCCAGUGUACUUCUGGCCCACCUUGCUGGUGCACAAGAUGAGACUUGCUUCCCUCCAUCCCAUGAAACAGAGACUGAAGAUGUAAUGGAAAUUAUCGUUCCCCAAUCAAAGAAGAGAACAACUGGGCAGAAACAAAACAGUGGGAGAGGUAGACCUAAACAGAAAAGGAAAGAUAAGGACCGAUCUUUAUCUCCAGUCACAGCUCCUUCUUGUCCAAAGACUUCUAAGAAAUCCAGAAAUUCAGCUGAGUGUUUUGUUCCUUCAACUUCAUCAAAUUCAUCAACUAGCUCCCCCACUUCUGCUCUUUCUUCUGCCUCUACAACAGCACCUGUCUCCUGUUCAUCGUCCACACUCCCAGUGAUAACAUCAGUCAUAUCACUGGCUGAAAACAACAAAAGCUCAGCGAAGAAGCCCGCUGCCUCAAUAGCUGGACUGUUCGACAUUGAUUUUAAGUCGGAUAUCACACAACAUUUAAAGGACAGAAAAACAGACAAAAAGAAAGUUAUGGCUGUUUUUCCUUCUGUGAAAAAGACCUUGAAUAAUGCUGCUAAAUCUCCUGGCCGUCGACCACAACAACGGACUCGACUUUCAGAGAGUAGUUCAUCCUCACUUGAGUCUAUUUCUGGCUCUUCAUUUUUAACAUCCAAUACAAGAACAACAACCAUUACUACAGCCUCCCCUACUGUUAGGCCUGUGUCUAAUUCCAGGACAACAACUACAACAAGUCCUAGUAUGAUUAAUUCAAGUGCAUCAAGUUCAAGGUCAGCUGAUGGAGAAACAGGCGCAGCAGCAUCAACAGGGACUAACAGUGAGGACUCCGAGACAAAUGAUGAGGACCAGACAAUAGGAGUGGAUGGUUUUCCUGUCCUCAGCCUUGUCAGCUUCUACCCUCAAACCAUGACCCAAGGUCGGACGGUGAUGGUACGAGGUCUUCAUGGGAAAAAGUGGCUUGGCUAUGUGUCUGAUAAUUCCACGCUAAAAACUAACAGUUACUACUUCUCAGUCCAGUGGUUCAAGGGAGAAUUUGGUGUUGAUACCAAAUUUGACAUUCAAGAAAAAUGGCAGAGAAAAUCAGAUAGGGUUCAUACCGACUGUAUAAUAUGUCAUUUCAAUUACACUGUGAAGGAAGAGAUGUCACAAGAAUUAAUACAACAGCUGAAAAUUGCCUCAAAACAGCCUCCAUGUGCUGAGAAACGUCGCAAUGAACCACCCAAAAGGGCCAGUCCAAGUAGAACGCCGACCCAGUCCAAAAGUAGAUUACCUUCUGUUUCACCUAGACAAAGUAGAGAAGGUGCAACAGGAACUGCUUCCAUAGCAACCAGGAGAGGCACGCCCACCUCCAAGUCUAGUAACAAAUCUAACAGUAAAUCUUAGUAGUGGACAUCCAUAUCUACCAUGUUGUGACUGUUUAUGUGCUGUACAGCUGAUGGUCAACCAUUGAUUUCUUUUUGUAAUCUAGUGAUAUAAAAUACCAUCAAUGUCUUUUCUUGGGUUUUGAAAUAGCAAGUAUAAGUUAGGUUUUUCAGUUCAUUUUGCCCCAUUCCCAUUGUUCCACUAUCUAAUCACUUCAAAAGGAAUUGAAUAUUUGAGCAAAAAUACUUCUCAAACACAUUCUUGUUAAGAUGUCUUCAUGUAUAUAGAAAAUGUUAUGUGAAUGGAAAUACUCUUAUAUUGAUCAAUUUGUAAUAAUUAUUGUGGUAGCACAUUUCAUAAUGCAAUUAUUAAAAUGAAAUAUUACUGUUGUAAUAAAUUUGUGCAAGGGAGUCUAUGCAAUAACAUGGUGUGUGAAGUAAAAAGUCAGGCUUAUUACAAGACGAUAAUGAAAAUAUCCCCACAGCAAUAGAUAUAAAUGACAUUAUUACUAGGCAUAGAUUUGAUUGAUGACAUGUAUCCUGGUAAGAUUUGGGAAAAGUGGGUUCUUCCUUGGCUUCUAUUUUUCAUGGUUUUCAAUUCAAGGGGAAAAACAGUUCAGCAUUUGGAACCAACUCUGGGAUAUCAAGAAUUUGAAAUUAAAACAGUUACCUGGUAUUCAUAAUAAUGUAUAAAUAAUCAGCAAGCUGUUGAUUUGAAGUCAACAUCAUGUAAGUAAGGUCAAAGUACCCAUGUUAAUACACAGUUCUCAAUUUAAGUCACAGUUCCUAUGUAAAGUCACAGUUCCUAUGUAAAGUCACAGUUCCUAUGUAAAGUAACAGUUCCUACGUAAAGUCACAGUUCCUAUGUAAGGUCACAGUUCCUAUGUAAAGUCACAGUUCCUGUUUAACGUCACAGUUCCAAUGUAAAGUCACAGUUCCUAUGUAAAUACACAGUUCCUAUGUCAAGUCACAGUUCCUAUGUAAAUACACAGUUCCUAUGUCAAGUCACAGUUCCUAUGUAAAGUCACAGUUCCUAUGUAAAGUCAAAGUUCCUAUGUAAAGUCGCAGUUCCAAUGUAAAGUCACAGUUCCUACGUAAAGUCACAGUUCCUACGUAAAGUCACAGUUCCUAUGUAAAUACACAGUUCCUAUGUCAAGUCACAGUUCCUAUGAAAAUACACAGUUCCUAUGUAAAGUCACAGUUCCAAUGUAAGGUCACAGAUCCCCUGUAGGUUGUAAUUCCCAUGUAAAGUCACUGUUCCAUGUAAAGUCACUGUUCCCAUAUUUAAUCACUGUUCCCAUGUGAAUUCCCAGAUCCCAUGUAAAGUGUUAGUUCCCUUGUAAAGUCAAUGUUCCCAUGUAAAGUCACAGUUCCCAUGUAAAGUUACAGUUCCCUUGGAAAGUCACUGUUCCAAUUAAGAGUGGCAGUUCUCAUAUAAAGUCAUAGUUCGAGAAAGACUUUUUUUUUAUAUUUUUAUAACCUGUUUGUUAGUUGUUUUUAAAUCUAUACAAUAUUUACACAUCCCAAAAAAUACAAUUAAAUGUUUAAAAGAUGUAUCAAGAUUUCAGUUGAAUGAAACUCUUCUAGUCAAUUAACUUUCACUCAAGUUAUAACAUUUCGGCAUUAUGAUAUUGGUAAUAGAAUAAUCUUACCCCAUGACACACAUUUUCUAUCAUCCAUAAAGAAAGUAUUAUAUUGGUUGUCUCCCUUUGUUCAUUUGACUUGUUUUGUAUGAAAGGUAUUACAUAGUAACUAUUAUGCAGAUAUGUGUAUCAAUAUUGACAGUAUAUUGUAAAAAGGAAAUAUUUUUGUUUCGAUAUUCCUUAUAAUCAAUUAAAAGAAUUUGUGUUUUGGAGGGAGGUAACUCUUAAUCAAGUCUAGGAUUGUUAUGGUAGUUAUUUUGUAUUUUGUAGGGAGGUAACUCUCACACAAUUGUUGGAUUGUUGGAUGGAUCAUAACAGCAUCAAAUAUUGCUAUACAAGUUCCUGUAAUUAUUAAUUCAAUGUUGCUUUACACUUUCCUGUAAUGAGUAAUACAAUAUUGCUGUACAACUUCCUGUGAUUAGUAUUUCAAUGUUGCUGUACAAUUUCCUGUAAUCAGUAAUUCAAUGUUGCUGUACCACUUCCUGUAAUUUGUAAUUCAAUGUUGCUUCACAACUUCUUGUAAUUACUAAUUCAAUACUGCUGCAAAACUUGUUGUAAGUAAUAAUUCAAUAUUGUUUAACAACUUCCUGAAAUUAGUAAUUCAAUGUUUUUGAACAACUUCCUGUUAUUAGUAAUUCAAUAUUGUUUUACAACUUCCUGUAAUUUGUAAUUCAAUGUUGCUUCACAACUUCCUGUAAUUAGUAAUUCACUGUUGCUGUACAAUUUCCUGUUAUUAGUAAUUCAAGGUUGCAGUACCAUUUCCUGUAAUUUGUAAUUCAAGGUUGCUUUACAACUUCCUGUAAUAGUAAUUCAGUGUUGCUGCGCAACUUCCUGUAAUUAGUAAUUCAAUAUUGUUUUACAAGUUGUUGUAAUUAGUAAUCCAAUGUGAAGAACUGAAUCAAAUAUAGAUUUUAUUUGUUUAUAGAGAUAACUUGAAAACAAUACUCAGUGAAUGGGUGAAUUUAUUUUGUGGUCACCACCAUAUUUGUAAUCAUUUAAACUGCAAAGAAGUUGUUUUUCCACUGUUGUGACUGACAUCAUAGUGAAACAUACAUGUGUUGGGGGUGUGUCAUUUGAUCUAGGUUUGUUAAUUAAAGAAUUAUUCAAUGUUGA